Messenger RNA from Peromyscus eremicus (cactus mouse), 2290 nucleotides. RefSeq names its product VRK serine/threonine kinase 3 (gene Vrk3). Gene Ontology annotation, biological process: peptidyl-serine phosphorylation; signal transduction. Gene Ontology annotation, cellular component: cytoplasm; nucleus. The transcript is spliced from 15 exons. The record is from RefSeq and is a predicted model, not a curated record. NCBI's taxonomy places the organism in Eukaryota, Metazoa, Chordata, Mammalia, Rodentia, Cricetidae. The coding region runs from base 658 to 2019 and encodes 453 amino acids. Gene Ontology annotation, molecular function: ATP binding; protein serine/threonine kinase activity.
CUGCAGCUGCGUUGGGAGGAGCCUGUGAGGAAUGGCAGAUGCUCCGCCUCCGCGGUUACGUCAUCGCUGGUUUCUUUUGGAUUGUAGGGACAAAGUCCAGUUACCUAGGCAACUGUUAGUCCCGCACUUGUGGAGGAGUCUAGCCUUUGGUCCUCUGGUGUGCUGCGUUCUAGGAACAGGAGCAUAGUCGAUGAUACCAAGCUGAUGUUAAUAAGUGGGAUAAGUUAAAUAAACGGAUGGAUGCAUAGUAAAGGCAGACUUGAGUAUCAUAGCCUGAAUCACUGGCUGUGCAACCUUAGACAGGGGACCUCAGCACUCUUGAGUCCCCUUAGUUUCUUCCAUCCGCACCUAUUGAGCACUUACUGUAUGUAAGGAUCUGCGCCACAGACGCUUAUGUAUUAUACACCUCUCUUAGGGGUAGCUCUAAACUCUAAUUGUAGUGAUGUCUAAAAGUGGCUAAUACUUAGAAUCCUAGCAUUCAGGAGGACAAGUCAAGAGGAUUUUGGAGACUAGUCAGUUCUAGGACAGCCCAGCAUGGAAUACAGAGUGACACCCUGUCUCAGUAAAUAAAGCUGGAUGUGGUGGUAUGUGCUGGUUGUUGUCAAGAUGGAGUUUCCAACUCAGUAAUCCAAGGAUUAGACCCUGAGUCCCCAAAGCAUGAUCUCCUUCUGUCCAGUCUGUGGCAAAAGUGUCAAAGCAUCGUUCAAGUUCUGCCCGUACUGUGGCCAGGCCCUGCCUGUAGAGGAGCAUGCAGAAGCCCAGCCUGGCACUCCGCGUCUUGUGUCAUCCUUUCGAGGCUCAAGGAGAGAGCUGAACUCCAGUUCUGAAACCUCUCCCAAGAAAGUGAAAUGGUCACACACUGUCACCUCUCUCCCACCCUCCCUCCUCUCUGACUGUGACAGUUCUGAGUCUGAAGAUACCUUGAAUUCUCCUGAGAGAGCCACAGGCACCUGGAGCAGACCCCCGACCCCCAGAGGCAGCCCACAGUCCUCCAGGCUAAGUCCUCAGACACUGAAGCGGAGCCGAGUGACCACCUCACUCCAGGCUUUGCCCACGGGGACAGGGCUGACCGACAAGAAAGGGCAGCACUGGACACUCAGGGCCCUCCAGACCCGGGAUGACCAAGGCAUCCUCUAUGAAGCUGAGCCCACUUCUGCCCUCUCCUGUGAAUCAGGGACUCAGAAGCAUAGGUUCUCACUCAAGCUGGACUCCAAGGAUGGGCGCCUUUUCAAUGAGCAGAACUUCUUUCAGAGGGCAGCCAAGCCUGCGCAAGUGAACAAGUGGAAGAAACAGUUCUUGGUUCCGCUCCUGGCCAUCCCCACCUGCGUCGGCUUUGGCAUUCACCAGGACAAGUACAGGUUCCUGGUGUUCCCCAGCCUGGGGAGGAGCCUUCAGUCAGCCCUGGAUGACAACCCAAAGCAUGUGAUAUCAGAGAGAUGUGUGCUGCAGGUGGCCUGCAGGCUGCUGGAUGCUCUACAGUUCCUCCAUGAAAAUGAGUAUGUUCACGGGAACCUGACAGCUCAGAAUGUCUUUGUGAAUCCAGAGGAUCUAAGCCAGGUGACCCUGGUGGGCUAUGGCUUCACCUUCCGCUACUGCCCAGGUGGCAAGCACGUGGCCUACAGAGAAGGCAGCAGGAGCCCCCAUGAGGGGGACCUGGAGUUCGUUAGUGUGGACACGCACAAGGGAUGCGGGCCCUCCCGCCGCAGCGACCUCCAGACCUUGGGCUACUGUAUGCUCAAGUGGCUUUAUGGGUCCCUGCCAUGGACAAACUGCCUUCCCAACACUGAGGAGAUCACUAGGCAGAAGCAGAAGUUCCUGGACAGCCCCGAGCUCUUCGAGGGACUUUGUAGCCGCAGGAGCAGGGCCUCAGAGACCCUGCAGGAGUACCUGAAGGUGGUGAUGGCCCUCAAUUACGAGGAGAAGCCGCCUUAUGCCAUGCUGAGGAACAGUCUAGAAGCCUUGCUGAAGGAUCUGCGGGUGUCACCCUAUGACCCCCUGGACCUCAGGAUGGUGCCUUAGGUGGAAUCCAGAGCUUCCGACUUGCAGCUUGAAAUAGAAUGUGAAGUAGUAUGUCGAGGCCUUCUGUUUGAACUCAUCUACCCCUAAAAGACAUGCGAAGCAGCCCUCUCAGUGUUGGAGAACCUGAGUCAUCUCCCAUAAUGUGAAACUUCCUCAUCCCUCCACAGUUGUGAAUGGAGGUGACUGGAUGCUGGUGGCAGCAGUGACCACUCCCUAGGGCCCUCCGUCCAUGGGCAUUCCUGUGAUUCCGUAAUAAACUGUUUUUAAUCAA